UGUUAUCUACUCCCCACUGGCUAACACAGGAAGCACAGAGGCCUGUCUACUCCACUUCUUCUGUGUGCAUACAUUUACACAUCUGUUCUUGUGGAGUGGAACUGAACUGAACUGUGGCUAGAUAGAGAAGAGGUUGGUUGGUUAAAGGAGUGGUUAGUUCCUGCUCUUAAAGACAGUCUACUUGGCACUGGAGAUCGAGUAGCUCUCUUCCCCCCCGCAGUAAGAUAGUCAGUAAGCCUGAAGUUGGACCCCACAGCCUCACCAUGAGCGGAAAACGGAAACUGAGUUUAAAGUGGUUUGGAAUUCUCCCUAACUUCUCCUUCCGUCGCAGCUCAUUGUCUGACAAAUUCGACUCCAAGUCCUCCUCCGCCGAGCCUGAUGGGGCUGGGGCUGUGGAGUCGUUUUUUGACGACAUGGAUAUGAUGCAUCCAUGCGCAUCCAGCUCCAGCGACAACUACACGCACAUGGGCACCUUUCCCCGCUUCCUCCUCAGGAAGAGUGACAAGAGUGGGAAUUCUGGGAAGAGAGGGACCAAGAAGAUCAAGGAGAAGACAGGGGCAAGGCUGGGCAGGAGUCAGAGCCAGCGGCCGGCAGGGGACCAUGUGUGUAGCUCUCACCUGCUCAUGGCACAAUCCAGCCGGCCUGGCUCCAGAAAGGACCAGCCUCUCUCACCUUUAUCCACCCAGGCUGGUCCUGGUCCAAGGCCCCAACGGGACCAAGGGCUGCCUCCCAUCCCCAGAGGAGGAUCACUCGAUAGGAAUGAACACGGAGACCCACAGGCUCACUGUGAGGAAGAAGAACCACACCAAGGGCAGCUUAUGUCAGCUCAGGAUGUGGGGCCUCGUACCUCUAACGCCCCGCCGCUCACUUGUGAAGACGUCUCCAAAGAACACGCAUUCACCACUGAUCAGGGUGCAGCUUCAGAUACAGCUUCAACUGGUGGGGCUAGAAGGAACCUUGCUACUGUUCCUGAGCCACCUGAAACCCCCAAGCUUCUAAAGAAAACCUUGCAGCAGCCUGGGACCCUUGUCACCCAUCAGAUCGAGGAGGGCCUCCCCAUCAAGAGAGCCGAUAACCUGGUAACAGACAGUAACUCCAGCCCCCUGCCUGAGAGGGCCUCCAGUGGUUCUACUGAUAGAGACCUGGGAGAGGGCCUUCAGAGGGAAAGCCAGGCUGUUAAACCUGUGGACAGUCACAUGGACCAUAUAGACAACAAGACUGAAUAUGUCAAGUUCUCCAAGGAGAAGUACCUGCUGGAGUCUCCACCAGAGAAACUACGGAAGGAGCUGGAGGAGGAGCUGAAACUCUGCAGCAGCGAUAUCAGGAGCCAUGGCUGGUACCAUGGACACAUCCCUCGAGAGCUGUCGGAGACUGUAGUCCUGCAGAACGGGGAUUUCCUGAUCCGUGAUUCGCUGAUUAACACGGGCGACUACGUCCUAACGACCCGCUGGAACCACGAGGUUCUGCAUUUCAAGAUCACCAAGGUCCUGGUCAAGUCCAGCACUGAGUCGAAGGUCCAGUACCUGUUAGAGACGGACAGCUUCGACUCCAUACCUGAACUGGUGAGGUUCUACGUGGCCGGCCGGCGGCCUGUCUCCCAGCCCAGUGGAGCCCAGAUCUACUGUCCAAUCAUACGCACCCUACCCCUGCGCUACCUGGAGGCCACAUUUGCCUUAGCCAAUAGCAGGCACAGCCUGGCCCACUCACCGUCCAGUCAGAGAGGAGCGUACAUCAAGAGGCGGAGCGUAACCAUGAACGACGGAUUGACCACAGAGAAGCUGAUACCUCACAGUGAUGUGGAGUCCAUCAGUCCAGUGGAACCACCAGUUCUCCCAGUACCAGUCCCAGUAGCUACACCCGUACCAGUGGUACCAAAGCCAGAAGUGAAAGCUGCUGUCGUGGGGUGCAGGUGCCCUUCUACUAUUCACAACCACAAGGAUGCGAUGAGGAACUGUGCCGUGAGUAUGGAUCAGAUCCAGGAGUAUCGCUGUCCCCUGUCUCCUGUAGGAGAAACACCUCUCUCCCCAGCAUACAGCCACAUCCACAGACACAGAACCCAGUCAGGGGGUAGAGUUCUGGCAGUGGUUCCCCCCUCACCAGUCCUGAGACGCUCCAGCGAGCCCCAGCUCAGCCCUGGCUCCAACAACAACCUACCCGACAUGCUAGCUGCCAGCUCCCACUCCACCCCGGCCCACUGCUCCUGCCCAGCCCCAGCAGGGGGCUCUGGAACAGAGGGAAGCUACUGCGACCUCAGGCCCUCCCCGGCCCCAUGUCCCGGGGCUCCAUGUGCCGCUGGUAUGCCCCCCACGCCUCCAGCUAAGAGCUACGUGGAGCGGCUGCGUGUGGAGGAGGCCCGAGGGCCUGCCCCAGGGAGGGAGAACGGAGCAGGGGCUGGGGGAGAGGCGUUCAGCGCCCCCCUGGUGGAGACUGCCUCCUCCUUCAGACCAGGGAAGUACCUGUCGCCCCUGAUCCCCCAGGAAAACAAGCCCUUGGAGAUGAGCGUGCUGAAGAGAGUCAAGGAGUUGUUGGCUGAGGUGGACGCUAGGACGGCUGCUAAACACAUCACAAUGGCCGACUGCACGGUGGCAAGGAUACUGGGCGUUACCAAGGAGAUGCAGAGGAUGAUGGGAGUAGGUUCAGGACUUGAGCUUUUGACUCUACCUCACGGACAUCAGCUGAGACUGGACCUACUGGAGAGGUUCUAUACCAUGUCUAUAAUGAUGGCUGUGGACCUGCUGGGGUGUACAGGCAGUACAGAGGAGAGGGCUGCUCUGCUCCAUAAGACCAUCCAGCUGGCUGCUGAACUCAAGAGCAACCUUGGGAACAUGUUCGGCUUUGCUGCUGUGAUGAGAGCACUGGAGCUGCCACAGAUUUCUCGCUUGGAGCAGACGUGGAUGACGUUGCGUCAGAGACACACAGAGGGAGCCAUCCUCUAUGAGAAGAAGCUCAAGCCCUUCAUGAAGAACAUGAACGAUGGCAAAGAGAGCAGUGUGCUGUCCAACACGUCCUUCCCUCACGUGGUUCCUCUGCUGUCUCUGUUGGAGAAGGGUGUGGCUGUGGGGGAGGGGCCAGGGGCGGGGAUAGAACCCUGGGAGAACGUGGAGGCAGGUGUUGAUGUGGUGAUGUCACACCUGGAGGCGGCCCGGACCAUCGCUCACCACGGGGUGCUGUACCGCAACAAUGCUGAAACCAAACUACAAGGCUUCCAGGAGAGUCAGGAAGUUCUGGAGAUCUUCCGGACAGAGUUCCAGAUGAGGUUGCUAUGGGGAAGCAGGGGUUCAGAGGGCAGCCAAUCGGAACGCUAUGAGAAGUUCAACAAAGUCCUGACCGCUCUGUCUCACAAGCUGGAGCCUCCUGUACGCCAUAGUGAACUAUAGCACCCAUCUCACUGAACACCCCUAUACAAAGCACUGCGCUCACAGUGGUACGACCCGCCUCCCCAUACUGCAAGGCACCUUGAUGUGGAUGUCCAAAGUGAAUAACAGGGGAGGAGGCCGACUAAACCGAGACAAAAUAGUGUACUUAGAAGAAGACAGGAGGCGAGAAGGAGCAUCUCACUGUAUAUCUCCCCCCAAAAAAAGGCACAAAGGGCUUUUUUCAGAGCUCUUCAAUAGGCUGUAAUAUUUCCCUCCCUAAAUGCUGAAAGACAGAGUGGGUCGAGGAGGAGUGGGGAAUUGGGUAUUCUUCUACCCAUCAGCAAGCUACAAAGAACAACAGGUAUGGUGUGCGCUGAGGGUCAAACAGUGCAUGAGAAGUUGGAUCUAGCUGUUCUCUGGUAGAUCACAUGAAGCUCUGAUCUGUCUUCAACACCUUCAUUAUUACCCUUACUCUUACGUCUGCACUUACUGGCUCAUUGUCACACACUGUUCUGUCAGAGAGUAAUAGUAAACUGUGUGUGUGUGUGUGUGUGUGUGUGUGUGUGUGUGUGUGUGUGUGUGUGUGUGUGUGUGUGUGUUCUGUCUGACUUGAAGAGAGAGUCCUAUUUAACACAAUGUGUGUGUACUUCAGGACACCAGUACCCCAGAGAUACAUCGGCAUCUAUCUCUAUGACCUCUGACCUGUCUCAUCGGACCUCAGCUUCUGACUGAGAGGUUGUGUGUUCUAGAAUCUGUUCUUCUUGUAUAGACUCUCUGCGUGGCUGCCAUUACUUCAUCACAGAGCCCAUCAGGUCCCCUGUUGUUGACACACGCAUUGUGCUCAUACAGACAGACACUUAUCCUCCCCCACAACACACAAUAAUGUAUGUUGCCAAGUCAUAUCAGCUGUUUGAGGCAUACUAAAGCAAUUCUCUCUGUGGGUUUUGUUUGUGUGCUGUUCAGAAGCAGUUCUCUUAUUGAGGCUCUUCUGAGAAGCAUCCCCUCUCUCCUCAUGUCUGGCAUGUCAUCCAUUUUUCAUAUGACUCUGAUUUUGUUUGAGUACCGUUUGGUAGCCUUUAUUUUAAUGGGAGCUAUUUUGGGAAGCAUUCCUCCCCCGCUCCCUCUCCUUAUCUCUGGCAUGCCAUUAAUGUUUCAUAAUGACUCCAGUCCCAUUGAAAUCAUAUGAGCAUGUUUGCCUUGUCCUCACUUGUCUCAAACAUUAGAAAUAUCCUUAAAGCACUCUGACCUGUUUGAGUGAAUUAACGUGCUUUUUUACAUGUAAAAACACUGACUGUACUAUUUUCUUCAACUUUAUUUAGAUAACAUUUUUCUGUGUGGUUUUAUUGCUGACCGGCAGAUUUUGUUGACAUGUUUGAAGACUUUGUUGACAUGGUAACAUAACAUGUUUGAAGACUUUGUUGACAUGGUAACAUAACAUGUUUGAAGACUUUGUUGACAUGGUAACAUAACAUGUUUGAAGACUUUGUUGACAUGGUAACAUAACAUGUUUGAGCCUCUGCUGUUGCCGUAUAGGAUUCAGGUUUUAACCAGUGUGAAUGAAUGUGCUUUAGUCUGAAAGUGACCAGAAUGUUCUCAGGGCAGAAUGGAGGCCCCCUCAGAUCUAGCCUGGUCCCAGACCUGUUUGUGCUGUCUUCUUGCCAACUUCUCUGGUCAUUGUCAGCCAAAGAAACUAUACGAGAUUGCAAAACAACAUAAAUAUGGGAUGUGGGGAUCAGGCUACCUCAAACCCCCUCAGUGACUGACUGUAUGCUGUGUUUUGCUGUGUAUGCAUGAUAACGUGUGUUUGAUAUGAUAUGGACAGAGUGUUGAAAAGGACAUUUAGAUUUUAAAACCAUCAAAAGCGUUUUUUUGAUUUCACAUAUUCACUGUAGGAUCGUGUGAUUUUUCACUCACUCAAAUUCAUAAAAUGUUCUCUUUUAAAUGGUAUUGUUGCUGAAAUGCUUUAGUAAAAUGCAACAUCGAGAUGAGGGCUUAAAGGAAUCUGUCAACGUCCUUGGAACUAAAUACAGUGUGACCUUUUGAUCAAAUAAUACCUGGCAACCUUUCCUCUGCCGACUCCUAAGCAGUGUUGCGUUGAAACACAAAAGCACUAUGAAUGAAGAUGACGAUUUAUUUUCAAUCUGUUUGUUGAUGUGUCAGUGUCUGCUGAUUGCUUUCCAAUCCAUGAUGUAUUUAGGCCUGAGAUAGAGAGCUGACUCUCAGAUCUAUGCAAUCACUUUUAAAUCAAUUAAGAGUCCCAUAGAAAACAAGCAGAGUAGACACUGCUGCCCCUGAGGAUGUGAGUCGUGUCCUACUGGGAACAAUCCACUUGAACGCCCCUCUAACUGGUAUGUACUACUGGGAAACUCGUCUAUCAUCCCUGAGCUACAACUUCUCCCACAUGCUGACCUCUGACGUCACCUACUAAGAAAAUCAACUAAACAAUUUCAACAACAACUAAACAAUUUAUAAAAAGCAAUCAAUUAAUAUGGGUUUUGAAUACUAUAAUUGGUUUACAAGCAUGAUAGCUGUACUUUUAGUUUAUGUUUGAGCAGCUUGUUGGCCUUUAAGCCAAUCAGCAUUCCUCAAUGAGUUCAAAGCACGUGAAUUGGUUGUGAAUGCAGCAUAAGUGCCAGCCAGCCAGAAAGUGCAUCCCAGGUCGUAUUCAUAAGGCACCAAACAAAGGAAAACAUACUGAAACGGGGAGGGAUUAUCAAUUUUGUUUUCUGUUGCAAAACGUUUUGCUACAGUGUGCCCUAAUGAACACGACCCCAAUCAGCCAGUGAGAAUAAAGGGGAGAGCCAAAGUCCAAUUGCCUCUCUUGUCCAGUAGAGGGCACUAUAGUUCAGUCAGCAAAAAAAUAAAAAUAGAAGACACCUUGGUUUGAAUCUUUUUUUGAGUGUUUUUGUGAUUUAUUAAUAAAGCCUACUGGUUUAGGAACGAUUUGAUGAUGUACUGUAUGUAAUUAUGUUUGUCUCACCUUAUGUUGUACAGAUUACAUGUGCUUUUUUUCCUGUUGUAAAUAAUCAUUCUGAAAUUAUGAACCUAUAAUGAAAAAUGACAAACUCCCAUGUUUGUGACCCCAUGUUUUUUUUAUGUACUGUACAUAAUGGUUCACUUGUUUUUCAAAUAAAAUAAAGCUCGAGUCAA
Oncorhynchus keta (chum salmon) is the source of this 6506-nucleotide messenger RNA. RefSeq names its product SH2 domain containing 3Ca (gene sh2d3ca). Gene Ontology annotation, molecular function: guanyl-nucleotide exchange factor activity; phosphotyrosine residue binding. The coding region runs from base 264 to 3377 and encodes 1037 amino acids. Gene Ontology annotation, biological process: positive regulation of peptidyl-serine phosphorylation; small GTPase-mediated signal transduction. The record is from RefSeq and is a predicted model, not a curated record. The transcript has 15 exons. NCBI's taxonomy places the organism in Eukaryota, Metazoa, Chordata, Actinopteri, Salmoniformes, Salmonidae.